Messenger RNA from Rosa chinensis, 1377 nucleotides. RefSeq lists its product as uncharacterized. Gene Ontology annotation, cellular component: membrane. The record is from RefSeq and is a predicted model, not a curated record. The transcript is spliced from 2 exons. Bases 381 to 1289 code for a protein of 302 amino acids. NCBI's taxonomy places the organism in Eukaryota, Viridiplantae, Streptophyta, Magnoliopsida, Rosales, Rosaceae.
UGAGAGGAGAACCCUUCUUAUUUGGUGCCACUGUAGCAUGUCUUUCCAUAUUCAUAGAAUACAAACAGAUCUCUCCCAAAUCCCAUAUUCCAUUGCCACAUUUUCCUCAACCUCUCCAAUACUACAUCCCAGUACCGUCCAUAUAUGGCCUAGGAAGUUCCGAGCAGAUCAUGAUGGACAUAAGGUUUUGAAGAAUUCAGAGUUAGGCUGAUCAUGCCUUUUUGAAGGACAUUUUAUCUCUUGAUGUGAUUUUGGUUUACCUGCUGAAUUCAAGAACAGCUUUAAUGGGUGUGGCAAUAUACAGAUGGUUAUAUGUGACUGCAAUUCUAGAAUCUGACGAGAAAGGCUAUACAAGAAGACUUUCAAUGUGGUACUGAUUGAUGGAGUUCUUCAAAAGCUGGUACAAUGUUAUCUGGCUUAUCUUUUCUCUAUCAUCAACAUCAUUUCUUCAAGCCUCAUAUGGCUACGAUCCCGAGUCCUUGAGUACUUUUUUUCAUCAUUAUGCAAAUACCAGUGUAAGCAAUCCUCAUACGGGCAUCUUAUACAAUCUUUCUCUUCCGGCUAAUUUCUCCGGUAUGGAAGCUUCAUUUGCUAGGAUCCUUAGUGCAAAGUUUUUGAGUAGAGGAGUAAAUUUCAGUUCAGUUUAUAUACCACCAAGGGUUAUACCAAUGCCAUAUGUGAAAAGGUUAACUAUAGUGUAUGAGAAUUUAGGCAAUUGGUCUUCAGUUUACUAUCAAGUGUCCAAUUACACAUUGGUUGCUCCUGUUGUUGGCUUCCUGGCUUAUGAUUCUAAUUCAAGUGCAAUAGGAACUCAAAAGCUCAAUUUCAGCACUCUGGGUGACCCAAUUGCAAUCCAGUUUCCUCAUAUUGAUGUGCAAGGGGAAAAACCAAAGUGUGUUGAAUUUGGUGUUGGUGGGAGCUUUGAGAUCAAAGACAUGACUGAGGCAAAUGAGUGUCUUACACAUGGUGAAGGGCAUUUUUCUCUUGUUGUUCCAUCUCCUAUAACACCGACGCCAACACCAAUGCCUACGCCAACGCCAACACCAGCACCAAAGAACAAAGAUAAGUUGCGAAAAGGACUUAUUGCUGGAAUUUGUGGGAUGGUUAUACUAGGGUUGGUAAUGAUAGUCAUGUACAAGUUAGUGAGAAGGAGGCAAAUUAGAGCUAUGGAGAAGCAGUCUGAAAAGGAUGUGGCCUUCAAUACAUUCUGGGUUGGGAGAAGUAAAAUGCCUUCUGCAUCAAUGACUAGAACCCAACCAUACCUUGAACAAGCAGAAUAUGCUCCUUGACUUAUUUUUCUUUUUCCAUUGUAUUUUUUCAUUUUGCAUCCCAAUAUGUGUUAGUGAAAUUACUUUCAAUUUAUGAAGUAUGUUUAGA